AUGGUCACGGUUGAAAGUCCGACCUUUUUGUCAUUUGCAUCAAGCGGAGUUGUUUUAGGCGGUCAUAAUAAUAAUUUUAUUUUUGUUGUUGGUGGUGCUAUAAUUGACCCGUUUAGUCAAGAUAAAAUAGUUAAUGAACAAAUUUUAUUAGAAUACGAUAUUCUAAAUAAUAAAUGGAGAAGAAUAGCAAUGUCAAGCGCGCCUAAUUUGAAUUGGAGAGUUCAAUUUGUACUUUUAAGUGAUAAUAAUGGAAAGGCCUAUCUUCAUGGUGGUCAUAAUGGCAAGUUUCUAGAUAAUUUUUCUUCCGUACUGUUAAAUGAUGGACGGUUGGUCAUCAUUGGAGGAUAUGGAUGUCAGAGAAUGAUGUUCCCGCACAUUAGACCUAUUGGCUAG
Funneliformis caledonium is the source of this 393-nucleotide messenger RNA. NCBI's taxonomy places the organism in Eukaryota, Fungi, Glomeromycota, Glomeromycetes, Glomerales, Glomeraceae. The record is from the annotation of a GenBank genome assembly.